AUGAAUACCGCGUCCGCCGAGGCUCCUAAGCCCAGCGAGUCCUUGCCGCACUGCUACCUACCGGGCUACGCCCCAAUGUCCGUCUCCCCUUCCCGGUUUCAAUCGCCUCCCUCUCAAGCAGCAUUACCGCGACAUACCCCUCCGCCAGCGCCUGGUCCAAAGGCCCUGCCGCGCCCUCCUGACUCUCACGAGAGGUACGCCGACACCCUCAACACUGUGGCCCUUCCGGACUCAAAACACCCGCUGGUUCAAGACCUCGUCUGCAACAUCAUUGAAGAAGACGUCACCACCUCCAACGAGCUCGCCCGUCUUGUCCAUACCUCGAUCGCAGGAUACCCCCGAACGCGACAUGCCGACGUACGAGUCGAACUUGGCCUCCAGCUUCCAAAGAUCCAGACCGCCCGCGACUGCACCGUUGCUGCCUUGAGCGCCGAUCAGAAAGCAACUCUCGAAUCGCAGCUCGAGGUCCAGAAGCGAGCAAUGAACGCGGCAAGCCGGAGAGAGAAAUACAUAAGCUUUCUUGACGCGACCUGGAAUGGCCGGGCGGCAUGGCUGCGCCCACCAUACUACAAACGGUCAGUCCCCCCCGGGCUGAACGUUGUCGGCUGCAUACGAAGCAUCACCAUCUCGGCCCUCAGCAUCCGGCUCCCUCUCGAAAGCCUCUGGUAA
Messenger RNA from Colletotrichum higginsianum IMI 349063, 669 nucleotides. RefSeq lists its product as uncharacterized. The transcript has 3 exons. NCBI's taxonomy places the organism in Eukaryota, Fungi, Ascomycota, Sordariomycetes, Glomerellales, Glomerellaceae. The record is from RefSeq and is a predicted model, not a curated record. The coding region runs from base 1 to 669 and encodes 222 amino acids.